UCCCACCCCAUCUCCUCCCCGCCCCGCCGACUGCCCCCAAAUCCAAGCCAGCAUUUCGCGAAAUUUUCCUCAGAUUCCACUCCGCCCAAACCAUUUCCGCUUUCGCCCAAAACUCAAAUCCUCGUUCCCUCCUCCGCUGCAGCUCUCAAAUACCCAUGGCCGCCGCUCCCCUCCCAAAUCCAGCUCCACCUCCAGCCUCGCGGCGCCGCCCCCGCCCCCGGUCUCGAGUUCUCCCGCCACUUCAGCCCGGCAAGAGCGGCCGCCGCUUGUCCCCGCGAUGGCCGCCGGUGCUGCAGCUGACAAGGAGAACGCCGCUCCUUCGACCUCGGCCGCCGCCGUGCCUCGGCGGCACGGCUAUGGUGUCAGGAGCUGCGGGGUGAAGAAGCGACCGUGCAGGGCGCGGUGGGCGCCCCGGGUGCCGCUCCGGGACAUCACCAACCUGAUUGCGGCGACCUCGGCGCCCGCGGGGCACGAGGCUCAGCUCGGGCGGGACGUAUCGCCAGCUACGGCUGCGGAGUUGCCGAAGCCCCAUGCGGUAGAGCCGGCGGCGGCGGUGUUGAGGGUGGCGGCAGCGCAGGAUGGGCUUUCUGGUGGCGCGGCGGCGAAGAAGGCGGCCAGAUACUCGCUCCGGAAGGAGUUCAGAUGACUGUACAGUAGAGUUUCGAGGUGAUGGGAGUAUGGGACGGGUUGGGUUCUUGUUGUUUCACCGUCCAAUAGCUCAUUGGAUUCGAUUGCAUCCUAUUGGAUGUUUUGAUUCUUUUCCGUUCUUCAGAAUAAGAAUGAGUUGCUCACAUAGGGAGUAAAGUAUGAUACAUGGCAAAAUUGAUAGUUUCAUG
Molecule: messenger RNA, 836 nt
Organism: Setaria italica (foxtail millet)
Lineage: Eukaryota; Viridiplantae; Streptophyta; Magnoliopsida; Poales; Poaceae
Exons: 1
Coding region: 278-646 (122 amino acids)
Source: RefSeq, a predicted model, not a curated record